Molecule: messenger RNA, 1470 nt
Organism: Gongylonema pulchrum
Lineage: Eukaryota; Metazoa; Nematoda; Chromadorea; Rhabditida; Gongylonematidae
Source: the annotation of a GenBank genome assembly
CGUCCUGGCGUUCUUUGGUUUCUACGAAAUUUGAACGAUCCAGAAUUCAAUCCCAUACAAGAGAUGAUUGAACUCCCAGUGAUGGAACAUCUUAGACGACUUAUUGCAUCCACAUCCAUCUUCUUCACAACAAUUUUGCUUGUAGUUUACAUCCCGCUUUGCUUCAUAUCACGCUAUCUGCCGUCGAUUUUGCCCUUUAAUUUGAGUUUGGCUGCUGAAACUCCACUUAGCGAGCUCUCACUGGAGCUACUCAUUUUACAGGUUGUGCUGCCAGCUUUACUUGAGCAAACGCGUGCACGAGCAGUUUUAAAGGCCAUCGUACGUACGUGGUGCUGCUUUAUCGGGCGUAUUCUUAAACUUGAGCAUUAUUUGUUGCCACCGGAAGAAAACCGAGACGACGGGCAGCAACGAGCGCCAGCUCCAGCCGAACCUGCUCCCGGUAUACGUCUGGCUGCACAGCACCAAGCUUUAUUGCUUGUACGUGAACCACAAGGAUUCCAAGCCUAUCACAGACCAUCGCAUUUUGCGCUUCGAGUUAUUGCCCUCCUCAUUGCACUAUCGAUCACAACGGUGAUCACAAGCAUCGUAUUUUGUGUGGUACCCGUGACAUUGGGACGUUUCAUUGUGCACAAGAUCUCGGGUCACACGAAUGUGCACGAGCUGUACACUGUGGCUGCUGGCUUGUAUAGUUGUUGGAUUCUGCUGAAACUGUUCUUCUUGGUUAUGGAAUAUGCCCCGAAAGGGACUGCCUUCUUGCUCUCCGCUUUUCAUAACAUGGCCUUAACAAUCGCCAAACUUCUCGCCGUUUCCAUCCCAGUACUGUUCGUAAUUCCAUUGCUUACUGGUAUAUGCUUCCAUUUGGCUGUGAUCAGUCCAAUUCGUGUUGCACCAUAUCAAACGCCACUUCUUUUCCCCUGGCAGCACUGGGCGAUGGGCAUUCUCCACUGCAAAAUAUUCGGUGCUGCAGUGAUGAUGGGACCCGAUUGGUGGAUGAAGAAUGUUUUCGAACAGCUGUACGCGGAUGGUAUUCGUGGGCUGAGAGUUCGUUUCCUGUAUCAGCAUCUGGUAGCGCCAGUUCUCGCUUGCCUGACGAUUCACCUGUCGGCACCACGUGUAAUGUGCUCCCUGAUUUCAAUGAUCAGUGUUGUCACGGAUGAGGAGCGUAUCAUAUUUUUGCGCUAUUCCUAUCCGGCCAUGAUUCUUUGCGUUUUCUGCAUUCAUUUUGUCUAUUGGCAGUGCACCAAACUGAAGGCACUGACUGAGAAAAUACGAAAUGACAAGUAUGUUUUUUUCGAUUCGAAGUUUAACAGCUUGAAUAUGACUGAAAAGAAACUCGCAUACAUUAUGCCUGCUGGGACAGUCGUGUCGGAUUUUACUGCUAAAAAGUACAACCCAUAUUUUAUAGUUUUAUUUUCCAACUAUGCAGCUGGCAAGUGUUACACUUGCUCUGUGCAGUGCUUUACUAUUUAA